Messenger RNA from Brassica rapa (field mustard), 4444 nucleotides. Its product is annotated as elongation factor 1-delta 1-like. Gene Ontology annotation, molecular function: guanyl-nucleotide exchange factor activity; translation elongation factor activity. Gene Ontology annotation, cellular component: eukaryotic translation elongation factor 1 complex; cytosol. The record is from RefSeq and is a predicted model, not a curated record. NCBI's taxonomy places the organism in Eukaryota, Viridiplantae, Streptophyta, Magnoliopsida, Brassicales, Brassicaceae. Gene Ontology annotation, biological process: translational elongation.
GUAUUUUUAUAUUAAAAAUAAGAAAAGAGGCCCAAAUUUUUUUUAUUUUUUUAUAUAAAAAUAUUUUUUUAUAAAAAACGGGUAACGUAGGGUAAAAUAACCCAGUUCAGCCCAACCCACAGAUAACCCAACCCAGUUUAUAUCCAACCUGCAGAAAUCAAGAAACAUCAAGGUUGAAAUCCAAACCCAAAAAAUAACCCAAUAAGGUAUAGGUUUACCCUUAGGUACCCAAAAUAUUAUCUUAUUUAUCCUAAAAAUAUUAUGUAAAAUAUUAAUAUCAUUAAUGUCAGCUUUAAUAUAUAAACAAGAUUUCGCAAUUUUAUAGAAAAACUUGUUUUAGCGCAAAAACUCAUUUACGAUUUUGGCGGGAAAAAUCCGUUUUCAAUUUUGACGGGAAAACUCGGUUUUGCGGUUUCGGCAGGAAAAUUCGAUUUUCCGGUUUUGGCGGGAAAACUCAUUUUGUGAUUUUGGAAGGAAAACUCGAUUCUGCGAUUUUGGCGGGAAAACUUGCUUUGCGGUUUUGGCGGGAAAACUCGUCUUUGCGAUUUCGGCAGGAAAACUCGGUUUUUCGAUUUCGGCGGGAAAACUUGGUUUUUCGGUUUCGGCGGGAAAAUUCGGUUUUGCGGUUUUGGCGGGAAAACUCGGUUUUGCGGUUUUGACGAGAAAACUCGGUUUUACGGUUUUGGCGGGAAAACUCGGUUUUGCGGUUUUGGCGAGAAAACUCGGUUUUGCGGUUUUGGCGAGAAAACUCGGUUUUGCGGUCUUUAGUCAAAAACUCGGUUUUGCGGUUUUUAGUCGGAAAACUCGAUUUUAAGGUUUUGGCGGAAAACCCGGUUUUGAGGUUUUGGUGGGAAAAUUCAGUUUUGCGGUUUUGGCGAGAACACUCGGUUUUGCGGUUUUGACGGGAACACUUGGUUUUAUGGUUUUGGUGGAAAAACUCGGUUUUGCGGUUUCGGCGGGAAAACUUGGUUUUGCGGUUUCGGCGGGAAAACUCGGUUUUGCGGUUUCGGCGGAAAAACUCGGUUCUACGGUUUCGGCAGGAAAACUUGAUUUUUCGGUAUUGGCGGAAAAACUCAUAUUUUUGUUUCUGUGAGAUAAUUUAUUUUUACGGUUUUGGCGAAAAAAUUCAUUUUUUGAUUUUGACAGAAAACACGUUUUUGCAAAUUUUAUAUAAUUUGAUUAAAAUGGUAAAAAUAUAAUAAUAUAACUGAAAACCCAUGGGUACACCAUUACCCUUCUAUAUUUACCCAACAUAAAUAUGGGUUUCAAAAUUAGUACCCAUGAUCGACCCAAUAAAUCUUAGACGGGUAAAAACCCAACCCAUUAUUAGUGGGUUUAGGUAAACUCAUAGGUAACUACCCAUGUUAACAUCCCUACAUGACACCAUUGAGUCGGCCCUGUUUGCAUGUAUUAAAACUUUUGUGGUAUUUCUAGAGAUGAAGAGAAAUAACACACAACAUUCUUUACCUCGAUCGAUAUUACACCUUGUAUCUCAGGUUUGUUGUUGUUCUUCCUCAGUUUAUUUCGUUUGAUAAAUCGCUCUUAUUGAUUAGGAUCCCUAGAUCAAGGGGUCUUCUUUCCUUUCCUUCACUUAUGUCCUAGUAACUCGUUGUUUCUUUUGCAUAGUUCGGGUUUUAGUAGUUGAUAUGUGUUCAAAAAAAAAAGUAGUUGAUAUGUUUUGUUCUGCUUUUAUAUAUCAGUGAAAAGAUUUGCGCUUCAGAAAUAAUGGCGGCUAUCCCCGAGCUUAACUCUGAUGCUGGAUUGAAGAAGCUUGACGAUUAUCUUCUCACUCGCAGUUACCUUACGGGGUACAAAGCUUCAAAAGAUGAUCUCACCAUCUUUGUGUGUCUUUCAAAUCCCCCAUCUUCACAGUAUGUGAACUCAUCUCGCUGGUACAAACACAUUGUUGCCCUCUUGAAGACCUCUGGUGUCUCUGAUGAAAGAAUUGGUGUCAGUGUUGAGGGAUCAUCCCCAAUCACAGAAGGGGACGUUGCUACACUCCCUGCAGCUGAUUUUAAGGAUGAUGAUAGUAAUGAAGAGGAUGAUGAUGUUGACCUUUUCGGAGAGGAGACGGAAGAGGAAAACAAGACAGCUGAAGAGAGAGCAGUUUCUGUCAAGACAUCUACAAAGAAGAAGGAAUCUGGGAAGUCAUCAGUUUUAAUUGAUAUCAAGCCUUGGGAUGAUGAGACUGACAUGAAGAAGCUAGAGGAAGCUGUGAGAUCCAUUCAGACGGAAGGACUAUUUUGGGGAGCAUCAAAGCUUGUCCCGGUUGGUUAUGGAAUCAAGAAGUUGCAGAUCAUGUGCACCAUAGUUGACGAACUUGUGUCUGUUGACACCAUGAUUGAAGAGCAGCUCACCGUCGAACCAAUCAAUGAGUACGUCCAGAGUUGUGACAUUGUUGCCUUCAACACGAUUUGAAAGAAGUCUCUGUGUGUUUAUGCAGUCUGGUUCUUAGUCUAUAUUUUGAUUUACUAUUGCUUUUGCAUUAUUUUUCAUGAAGUUGUAUUCCAUCUAAUCUCAAUACAAGUCGAAGUUAUUAUACUACAUAUAUAUAUAUCCGUAGGAAGAAUAUAAAUUUGUCUUAAUGAAAAUAUCAAAACGGUUUAAGAUGUAUAUAUGUCAGCAACAUAAAACGCUACAUAAACAAACUUAUCUCAAUGAACAACCAUUAUUUUUCGUUUUCCUCGGGCACUUGUGUAAAUGGUGUGUUGGUGAAGCAACUUUCUUCAAGAAGAAGGGCAACAUAACCCUGGAUUCCCUUCAAAGAUUUGAGAUGGGAGAAGAGAGUUAAGUCGACUGGGUGGCUUAUUCUUAAGAAAGAGAGGCUGAGAGUAUGGAGAUCAACUAACUUUUGAAAGUAGGAAUCUAUGAUCUCUGCUCCAAGAAUGGUUAUUCCCAAGGUGUAAAGACCAAAGCUUAUAGAAAGAACUCUUAAGGUUAUUUCAAAUGAACCAGUGAGGUGAUUGUCACUCAAAGCAAGGGGAGAAGAACAGAAGACUAUGGUGCUGUUCGUUUGGUUGCCGCAGGUACCGGCGGCAGCGGCAGCGUCAACAUUCGGCGUCAACUCUUGUUCGUUUCGUUGACGCAGGCAGCUGCGUCUGACGCUGCGUUCGAACGCCGCGUCCUGCGGCUGACGCCGAUAAAACCAGCGGUCGCGACAUAAAACCUGCGGCCAAUAAGUCGGGGAAAGUUUGACGCAGCUCCAUCUCUAUCUUUCUCUCUCGAUCUCCAUUCUAGAACCAGUGAAGACCUCGAGAGCUCUCUCCAUCUCGUGCUCUCUCCAUCUCAAGCUCUCUCUCUAUCUCGAGCUCCCUCUCUCUCUCUCCAUCUCGAGCUCUCUUCAUCUCGGGCUCUCUCUCCGUCACGAGCUGUCUCCAUCUCAGGCUCUCUGGCUCUCUCUCCGUCACGAUCUGUCUCCAUCUCGGGCUGUCUCUCUUCUCCGAAGAAAACCCAUCUCCGAUCUCAUCUCGAAGCUUUCUUCUCCGAGCUCAUCUCAUCUCCAAGCUCUCUCUUCUCCUUUUCUCGUUGAGGUACGUUUGAUGCUAGUGAAAUAGAGUUUCAACAUUCUGAUUAUUGAAUCUCUGAUGAUUGUUUGAUUCCAUUGCUGUAACUAGGAAUCAUAGUGAAAUAGGCCUAGCUGUAACUCCCUUUCUUUGCCUUCAUGGUUCCAUUGCUGGUCUGUUCUUUUAAUAUAAACGAUGGGUUGUCUUCUGAGUGUAGCUUUUGGGGUUUCUAAAUUUAAAGUGCAGGCUACAAAAACAUCCUAUUGUAGUUAGUACGUAUUGGUUUACGAGUCUGCACUCAUGGGGAAGCUUAAAGGGUUGCUAUAUGUAACUUCGAUAUGAAGUUCAUAUAUGCAUAUGUCGGUGUACCUGGUAGAGCACAUGAUACCAAAGUCUUGACUCAUUGUGCGAGAAACGAGGCUUCUUUUCCACAUCCUCCUCCCGGAAAGUAUUAUUUAGUUGACUCCGGAUAUCCGACCAGGACAGGGUAUCUUGGUCCGCAUCGUAAUAUGCGAUAUCAUCUUAGUCAGUUUGCUACAGGAGGACCACCAGUUAGUGCAAGAGAGAUAAAAUGGUGAUGAUGGAGAAGGAGAAGCUGAUAGUGACGGUGAUGAAGAAGAAGGUGACGAUGAUGAUGAUGAUGAAGAUGAUGUUGGUGUUGGAGGUGGUGGUGGUGGACAUAUUGUAUAUGAGCCGACAGGUGAUAGAGCGAUGGAAGAUUUGCGUGAUAACAUCACAAAUGAAUAUGGUAGAGGUCGUUUACCGUAUUAAAUGUUUUAGUUGAUGAUUUAAUUUUUUUUUUGCUUAUAACUUUGAUUGUCAUUUAAAUGUGAUAUUUAUUUAAGACUUGAUGUAAUAUUUAGCUUUUGUUUAUGAUAAAUAUUUUGAAUUAUUAUUUUGUUUCUAAUUUAGCUUAUGAUGUAUGAAAAAAAAUUGUUACA